AUGCGACGUCUAAUUUAUACAGCCUUGUUGCUAAACACAUUAUUAUAUACAAAAGCAAUAGACAUCUACGAAGAAGACGAUACGGUCGACGGAGAAAAUGGACCUUAUGAUAUACCUAAUAACAUAGAAAAUAAUGCAAACGUUCGAAGUUUUAGAAACUCUCGUAUACUCUGGCCGUAUCCUUUAAACAACAAAAGUGAUCCCAUCAAGGGUAAUGAGGAGCCUAGUUCAGACGAAAAUGUACUGCAUUUGUCCAAACUUAAGAAUGGAAAUAGAAAAGCAAGGUUCGGAUAUUGGUCCUACCCUCAGAGUCCUAUAGUGGAUAUUAUGAUGCAAACCGUAGCCUCGAAUUACAAUCCCACGAAUGCAAACCACCCAUUUGAUUUUUUGAGAGAUUCAUAUCCAUUGCCAAAAGGUUACUAUGAGCCUUUAAAUGAGUAUGACUACGUAAUAGUCGGUGCUGGUUCUUCUGGCUCAGUGCUAGCAGCUCGUCUCACUGAAGAUAAGCCAAGGGCUUCUGUCUUGCUGAUAGAAGCUGGCAAGCCGGAGAUGUUACUCUCAGAUAUUCCCGCUUUAACCCAAUACCUACAACAGACAGAUUAUGUCUGGCCAUAUACUAUGGAACAUCAACCUGGUGUUUGUAUGGGCAGCGAAGAGCAGCGAUGCUAUGCACCUAGAGGCAAGGCAAUUGGUGGUAGUAGUGUCACAAAUAAUAUGUUCUACACGCGAGGCAGGCCACAGGAUUGGGAUAGAAUUGCAGCUGACGGAAACUUUGGAUGGUCAUACGAAGAAGUAUUGAAAUAUUACAUGAAAUCUGAAAGAUCCGAACUCAAAAAAUAUAGAGACCAAGCCUAUCGCGGCCGUGAUGGAGAACUUACAGUAGAGAACGUUCCAUUCAAAACUGGUUUAGUUGAAGCAUUCCUUGCAGCUGGAAGGAUGUUAGGUCAUCCAACAAUCGAUUACAAUGCUCCAGAUCAACUAGGUUUUGGCUACGUUCAAACGAUAACUAACAGAGGUCAUCGUCUUAGUACUGCUAAGGCGUUCCUGCAUAGACAUAAAGGGCGCAAAAAUCUACAUAUAUUGAGUGAAGCUAAAGCUACAAAAAUCAUAAUUGAUCCACAAACAAAGAAAGCUUCAGGAGUUGAAUAUAUAAAGAAUAACAUUAAGCAUAGAGUUAAUUGUAGACGAGAAGUUAUUCUAUCAGCUGGACCCAUUGGUUCACCUCAAUUACUUAUGCUCUCGGGAAUAGGCCCCAAAGAACACUUACAAACUCUGGGAAUACCUGUUGUUAUGGACCUUAAAGUUGGAAGAACUCUUUAUGAUCACAUCGGUUUCCCUGGUGUAAUAUUUAAGCUAAAAAGUACUAAUGCUAGUUUAUUGGAACCCAAGGUUGCCACAAUACCAAACUUAAUGCAGUGGCUUCAGUUCGGCGAUGGAUUACUCGCUUCACCUGGUGGAGUUGAGGCAAUUGGAUAUCUAAAAACAGCAUUAUCAGAAGACCCUGAGUUGGUUCCCGAUAUUGAACUUGUAAGUAUGGGUGGUUCUAUCACUUCAGAUUCAGGAGGUGCGAUAAGAAGGAGUAUGAGAAUAUCUGAAAAUACAUAUGCUCGAGCAUUUCACUCAUUGAAUGGUAUGGAUACUUGGCAAGCUAUACCAACACUUCUUUAUCCCCGAUCCAAAGGAUAUAUGGAACUGCGAGAUACCAGUCCAUUUUCACAUCCAAAACUAUACGGAAAUUAUUUAACUGACCCAAAAGAUUUAGCGACAUUAAAAGAGGCAGUGAAACAUAUAAUUCAAUUGGGAGAAUCUCAACCAUUCAAAAAAUACGACGCAACAUUACAUUUACCGCAAUAUCCCAGUUGCUCAACAUAUCCCUUAGGUUCUGAUCCUUACUGGGAAUGUGCUAUUAGAACCUUGAUCGUAUCUUUCCACGAGCCUAUCGGUACGUGCAAAAUGGGACCAUCAACUGAUUUUGAAGCCGUUGUAGAUAAUAACCUAAGGGUGUACGGCAUUGAAGGCUUAAGGGUUGCCGAUGCUAGCGUUAUUCCUAGACCCAUUGGCGCCAGAACAAACGUUCCUGAAAUUAUGAUUGGAGAAAAGGCUGCUGAUUUGAUAAGGAAUACGUGGUCAAAUAACAUUUAA
Molecule: messenger RNA, 2142 nt
Organism: Danaus chrysippus (African queen)
Lineage: Eukaryota; Metazoa; Arthropoda; Insecta; Lepidoptera; Nymphalidae
Source: the annotation of a GenBank genome assembly